Messenger RNA from Plutella xylostella (diamondback moth), 1216 nucleotides. RefSeq names its product regulatory particle non-ATPase 9 (gene Rpn9). Gene Ontology annotation, cellular component: nucleus; cytosol; proteasome regulatory particle, lid subcomplex. The record is from RefSeq and is a predicted model, not a curated record. NCBI's taxonomy places the organism in Eukaryota, Metazoa, Arthropoda, Insecta, Lepidoptera, Plutellidae. Gene Ontology annotation, molecular function: structural molecule activity. Gene Ontology annotation, biological process: ubiquitin-dependent protein catabolic process.
CUUCGCAUCAUUACGAGCGACAAAGCUGAAAAAUGGCGACGUCCGUCAAGUUUGCUGUUGUUGAUGUCAACGAUUUCCUCACAAAAAAACAAACAAACGAGCCUAGUUUGGCCGCAGAUUGGGCAAAAUUAGAAGAACUUUACAACAAAAAAUUAUGGCAUCAAGUAACUCUAAAACUGCAGGAAUUCGUAAAGCAUCCGUUUCUGCAGACUGGGGACAAUCUAAUACAACUUUACAACAACUUUUUGAGUACUUUUGAGAACAAAAUAAACCCGCUGUCACUGGUGGAGAUAGUGGCGGUGAUCGUGGAGCAGUACAAGGACAAGAAGGAGGCCAUUGCCUUCCUGGAGAAGAUCGAACAGAAGGUCAAGAUCAACGACGAGGCCACCGCUCUGUGCAAGGUGCUGCAAGGCCAGAUAUACUUGGAGCAGCUGAACGACCUGGACUCCACGGAGCGCGUGAUCGGCGAGCUGGAGGGGUCGCUGGAGGACGCGGACGGGGUCACACCUGUGCAUGGACGGUUUUAUAAGCUGGCCUCGGAGUAUUACAGAGUCCGCGGCCCCAUGUCCAAGUACUACCGCGCGGCGCUCCGCUACGUGGGGUGCGCGCGCGGGGGCGCCGCCCUGCCCCAGGCAGAGAGACAGGCGCUGGCACUGAGGCUGGCUCUGGCUGCUGUGUUGGCUCAUGAUGUGUAUGACUUGGCUGAACUGGUGGCACACCCGAUCCUGGAAUCCCUCACCGGCACCCCUGACGAGUGGGCUAUUCGUCUGGUGAAGGGAGUCGCGAGCGGGGACCUGGCCGCCUUCGAGCAGGCGCGCGCCGCGGCGCCCUGCCCCGAGCUGAGACAGGCUGAUAGACAGCUGAAGCAGAAGAUCGCCAUACUGUGUCUGAUGGAGAUGGCGUUCAACCGCCCCUCCUCCCAACGAGCACUCUCGUUCGCGGAGAUCGCGGCGGCGGCGCGCGUGCCCCCCGCCGAGGUGGAGCUGCUGGUCAUGAAGGCGCUGGCCGAGAAGCUGAUACGGGGGCAUAUUGAUCAGGUGUCCGAAGUGGUGCACGUGACGUGGGUGCGGCCGCGCUGCGUGUCGCGCGCCGCCGUGCUGCAGCUGGCGGCGCGCGUGGCGGCCUGGAGCAGCGCCGCCGCCGCCGCCGCCGCGCUGCUCGACAACGCCGCUACCGACGUGCUUACUUUGUAGACUUAGAAUAAUAAAUACAUAUA